UUUGCUGUAGGCAUAAAUCAACUACACUUCUAUCAGUACUCCGGUGAGAAAGAAAGUAGUUUAAGAAGAUCUAAAUACAAAUAUAAUUUAAUCGAUCAUGGCUGACGUGAGAGGAGGAAGUAAGGGCUGUAACGAGGGCUGUGGUUGUGCUGUACCAUGCCCUGGCGGCCAAAGCUGCAGGUGUGAGACCAGCAGCGGAGGAGGAGACAGGGAACACAUGAAGUGCUCAUGUGGAGAACACUGUGGGUGCAACCCAUGCGGCUGUUCCGAGGGUAGCCGAGGAAGUACUGGCGUUGGAAAGGCUCACUGCAAGUGUGGUCCUGGAUGUGGGUGUGUUAAGUGUGCCUCUUAGAUUGGACAUCGCUCUAGUUCUGAGCCAAAUAAAAUGGUGCAAAUGCGUGAGAAGUAUGCAGUAGGAGCAGCAGUAGAUGAAGUAGUACUUUGGUAUGUUAUGCAUGUCGAUUUAUAUUAGAGUCGACAAACCUAGCUAUAUAUGUGUGUAGCUUGACUGAAAUAAAUAAAUAAAUAAAGGAUUUUCCAGACAUGUGCAUCGGUGUUUG
Messenger RNA from Papaver somniferum (opium poppy), 560 nucleotides. RefSeq names its product EC protein homolog. Lineage: Eukaryota; Viridiplantae; Streptophyta; Magnoliopsida; Ranunculales; Papaveraceae. The record is from RefSeq and is a predicted model, not a curated record. The coding region runs from base 98 to 352 and encodes 84 amino acids. Gene Ontology annotation, molecular function: zinc ion binding. The transcript is spliced from 2 exons.